Solanum pennellii is the source of this 1785-nucleotide messenger RNA. Its product is annotated as UDP-glucose flavonoid 3-O-glucosyltransferase 6-like. Lineage: Eukaryota; Viridiplantae; Streptophyta; Magnoliopsida; Solanales; Solanaceae. The coding region runs from base 74 to 1582 and encodes 502 amino acids. The transcript has a single exon. Gene Ontology annotation, molecular function: UDP-glycosyltransferase activity. The record is from RefSeq and is a predicted model, not a curated record.
AGUUUUCUUUUUUUUUUAAAUUUUAAAAUCAGCAUAUUAUUUUAUAAAAUAAGUACAAAUCAAGCUUCCAGUUAUGAGCCAUUACAAAUUUCAUUCAAUAUCCUCUUCAAGCAACAAAAAAAUGGAUCCACUAAAUAAGAAAAUAGAAUUGGUUUUCAUACCUGUUCCUGGCAUGGGACAUCUAGUACCCACACUUGAGAUGGCAAAGGUCCUAAUAGCUAGAGAUGAACAUCUCGUCAUUACAGUCCUCGUAAUCAAGCUGCCUUCUGACAACAAACUCAGCUCUUAUAUUGAAUCUGUCUCGACAAACCCAAACUACAACUCUCAAAUGAAGUUCAUUGAACUCCCUCAAGAUGAGUCCAUCUUACAGUCAAUCACAAACACAACUUUCAUCACAUUUUUAUCCAGUCAUAAGCCUCAAGUCAGAAAUUCAGUGAUUGAAAUCUUGAAUUCAGGAUCAAAUCGUCUUGCGGCCCUUGUUAUUGACAUGAUGUGUACAGCAAUGAUAGACGUUGCCAAUGAAUUUGGACUCCCGACUUAUGUUUUCUACACGUCUGGUGCUGCCAUGCUUGGUCUUCAGCUUCAUUUGCAGAGUCUCAGGGAUGAUUUUAACGAAGAUGUGACAGAUUACGAGGAUGAUCAAGAAGCAGAGCUUUCGGUGACAACGUAUGGAAACCCAUUUCCAGCUAAAUGUUUGCCAUCUAUAGCCUUUGACAAGGAUGGUGGUUCCACAAUGUACCUUGAUCUUUCUAAAAGGCUUCGAGAAGCUAAAGCUAUUCUUGUUAACACUUUCUCCGAAUUCGAAUCUCAUGCUGUCAAAUCCCUCUCCCUCGAUGAGAAAAUCCCACUUGUAUACCCAGUCGGACCCUUGCUAAACCUUGAUAACGAUCAGGUUAACAAUCAAGAUUCUUCUCAGCAUCAAACAAUAAUCAACUGGUUAGAUGAUCAACCUGAUUCAUCAGUAGUGUACCUCUGCUUCGGAAGCUUAGGAAGCUUCAACGAGGAGCAAAUAAAGGAAAUUGCAUAUGCUUUGGAGAAGAGCGGAUGUCGAUUCUUGUGGUCCUUAAAGAAGCCUUUGGCUAAAGAUACAUUUUUUCCAGCUGCUUAUGAUAAUCCAGAGGAUGUUUUGCCUGAGGGGUUCUUGCAAAGGACAGAAGCAAUUGGGAAGGUGAUAGGAUGGGCACCCCAGGUGGCUAUCUUGAGUCAUGAUGCUGUAGGAGGCUUUGUGUCACACUGCGGGUGGAAUUCGACUUUAGAGAGCAUUUGGUUCGGAGUACCACUGGCAACUUGGCCAAUAUAUUCGGAGCAGCAAGCGAAUGCAUUUCAAUUGGUGAAGGAUUUAGAGAUAGCAGUGGAGAUUAAGAUGGAUUAUAGGAAGGAUCUCAGAGGGACCGAAUCGAACGUUGUAGUAAAAGCAGAGAAGAUAGAGAAAGCAAUACAGCAGCUAAUGGAGCCUGAAAAUGAAAUAAGGUUGAAAGUGAAAGGCAUGAAGGAAAAGAGCAGAUUGGUGCCCAAAGAAGGUGGAUCUUCCUACAAUUCUGUUGGACAUUUUAUCGAACAGGUGAUGGACAUCACUAAUUGAGAAACAAUCUUAAACAGCGAUAUAAUUAUUCGAAAACAAUAAAUUUUCUUCUACAGUUUGAUUUGGUCUUCUUCUAGACCACUGCAUUCUUAUAUUAGUUAUUAUGUAGUUCUCAUGUAAAAAUUUUCAGUCCAAGUGUACUGUAUUAAAGUCGGAGUAUGAGGGUCAAACUUAUUAAUGUUUGAUGUGAUUCAGACAUAGAA